AUGGUCUUGGACUGGAGCGCCCUAGCCCCAGGUCCCUCCGGCACAGCAAUGCUAGGCGAAAGCGGAAUCGAAGGCGCUGCCCGACGCGGACGGGAGAGAUUACGACGCGAAGAGGAGCAGCGGGCUCUUGAGAAUAAGAACGAAGGAAGAGGUGAUAGCGCAAUUACUAGCGAUGCGGCUUCCGAUGUUACUCUGGUCCCCGGGGGACAGGGGAAUGGUCUCUCAUCGGGAUAUACGUCCAAUCGGCGGACGGAUGAGGAGAUGAGGGCUGAGGCUAAGCGUAGGAAUGGUGAACAUAGGUCUGGAGGACUAAACGGGAAAUUGGGGAGGCUUAAGAAGACUUUGACUGGUUGA
Messenger RNA from Penicillium antarcticum, 354 nucleotides. RefSeq lists its product as uncharacterized. The record is from RefSeq and is a predicted model, not a curated record. NCBI's taxonomy places the organism in Eukaryota, Fungi, Ascomycota, Eurotiomycetes, Eurotiales, Aspergillaceae. The transcript has a single exon. Bases 1 to 354 code for a protein of 117 amino acids.